GUAUAUUUUUAUAGAUUUAAUCGCCUUCAAGCAAGCUUAUUGGAUCCGCUCCUGCAAUCGUUAACAAGCAAACACGCGUUUCAUUGCUAUCCGUAAUCAGUUGCAGCCAGGGACUCAGUGGAGAGCGGUCUACUUUCUACUGUUUCUACGUUUGAACGAAAAUGAAGGUGCUCGACAAUAUAAUUCACGGCCCGCCAGGAGCAAAAGUGCCAAAUAUUUCCAUACAAGAAUAUAUACUCAGCAAUCUUCGUGCCAAGCUUGAUCACAUUCUGCAAGUUGAUAUUGAGACUGGUAAAUCCUUCACAAGCAAGGAUGUUCUCGUAGGAAGCGUAGCACUUGCAAGUGCUUUAAAGAACUAUGGAAUCGAGAAACAAGACAGAAUUUCUAUUUCAAGCGAGAAUCUUCCAAAUUUCUUAAUCGCGACAUGUGCAAUUUAUAAUGUUGGAGCUGUAUUUGCACCCUUGAAUCCAGGGUACACGGAACGGGAGUACAGACAUAUGUUGGAAAUCACUCAACCACGAGUAAUGUUUGUGUCUCGAAAAACGGAAGUGCUUCUCUCAAAAAUUGCGCCGACCCUAAGUUGGACAAUGAAAUUAAUACAUUUGGAAGAUAGCGCGUUAACUGAGAAUAUUCCAACGCUGAAAAAUCUUGUGGAGAACUAUAAAAGUACCGUGGAUCCAUAUAAAUUCGUACCGGCGCAAAUCGGUGACAGUAGCAAGGAAAUGGCGGCAAUUCUCGCCUCUAGCGGAACAACCGGCUUGCCAAAAGGUGUUACAUUAUCUCAUCGAAAUUUAUUAACUUUCUUUUCCAAUUCAAGUGGCCCAAAGUACGUGGACAUUCAACGAGGCGACAGAAUAAUGAUGUUUCUUCCAAUGUUUCAUGGCUAUGCAUUUGGUGUAACACUUAUUGCAACAGGUGUUGGUGCAACCACGUACGUCCUGCGAUCUUUCAAUGUGGAGACGCUUCUUGAAGCAAUUGAAAAGUACAAAAUCACGUAUUUGCCAUUGGUGCCUCCAGUAUUAGUACUUCUUGCGAAGCAUCCGACAGUCACGAAUUACGACUUCAGUAGCGUGAGAUACUUAAUGUGCGGUGCAGCACCAUUUCCUAAAGACGUUGCAGAUGAGGUAAAGAGGCGAACAAAAAUAAAAUGCAUCCAUAAUGGUUAUGGAAUGACAGAAUUGUCCGUAAUAUCACAUAUAUCGGAUAUAGAAUGUAACGAUGAAAACGUCGGUUUACUAGUGCCCGGAUUCCUUUGCAAAGUAGUGAAUCCAGAAACAAAUGAAACGCUUCCCACGGGCGAUGUUGGCGAAGUUUGCUUAAAAGGCGAUCAAGUAAUGUUGGGGUAUUUCAAGAACCCUAAGGUCACCGCAGAAACUAUCGACGAUGAAAAAUGGCUGCACACUGGCGAUUUAGGAUAUUUUAAACAAGAUGGACUUCUGUACAUUACGGGGCGACUGAAGGAGAUCAUUAAAUACAAAGCCUAUCAAGUUUCACCGUCUGAGAUUGAGACUGUGAUACAAUCACAUCCAGGCGUUAAAGAUGCAGCAGUUGUGGGCAAACCUGAUAAAAUGAGCGGAGAAGUACCGAUGGCUUUAGUUGUGAAACAACCAGGUUCCAACGUGACAGCCAAAGAAAUCAUAGAUUUCACAAAUAGAAAUUUAUCACCCCAAAAAUGGCUGAGGGGUGGCGUUAUAUUCGUCGAAGCUAUACCCAAAAAUCCAUCAGGAAAAAUUCUGCGACGAGAACUAAUUAAAUUAAUAGCUAAAUUAUAAAAUAAUAAUUUAUUUCUAAUUGUUUCAUAUUUUCCUCUUGAUGAAAUAUUGUAAAAUACAACAUAGUAUAUA
This is a messenger RNA of Colletes gigas, 1844 nucleotides long. RefSeq names its product 4-coumarate--CoA ligase 1-like. Lineage: Eukaryota; Metazoa; Arthropoda; Insecta; Hymenoptera; Colletidae. The transcript has 7 exons. Gene Ontology annotation, biological process: fatty-acyl-CoA biosynthetic process; long-chain fatty acid metabolic process. Gene Ontology annotation, molecular function: long-chain fatty acid-CoA ligase activity. The record is from RefSeq and is a predicted model, not a curated record. The coding region runs from base 162 to 1772 and encodes 536 amino acids.